This is a messenger RNA of Caenorhabditis remanei, 255 nucleotides long. RefSeq lists its product as uncharacterized. The transcript has 2 exons. Lineage: Eukaryota; Metazoa; Nematoda; Chromadorea; Rhabditida; Rhabditidae. The coding region runs from base 1 to 255 and encodes 84 amino acids. The record is from RefSeq and is a predicted model, not a curated record.
AUGGUCGUUGAAACUACGGUUUUCAGAGCAUUAGAUACCGAAACCAAUGGAAGGAGAUCAGUCAAACUGCAGUGUGAGCGAGUUUUCCAGGACUAUCGGGAUUCUCGGACACUUCCAGAAGAGACGGACUUCCAGAAGCUGAUCGACUACAAGUACCAGCAAGACCAAAACAUUUUGUUGAGCCAGGAGCCCCAGCACUGCCAUGAUCACCAGAAUAACCAGAAAUCAAUGAUUCACUGCCGAAUUCAAGCGUGA